Molecule: messenger RNA, 1086 nt
Organism: Klebsormidium nitens
Lineage: Eukaryota; Viridiplantae; Streptophyta; Klebsormidiophyceae; Klebsormidiales; Klebsormidiaceae
Source: the annotation of a GenBank genome assembly
GUUUUGACUUGGAACUUGGAACUUGAAGGAGCACUCAGCAAACCCUAGAAUUGCCUGGAUGAGGCUUCAGCUUCGUUCUUCAAGUUGCCAUUCAGUUUUCUUCUCUUCCAGCUUGCACAAGGGAUGUUGAGGGCGCGAUCAGAUCAAUAUCAGAGAAUACUGUCCUUCCUUGGAACCUUGUGUCUUGUCAUCCGUAUUAUCUAGAUCUAGCUCAACAAUCCGCUAUCCCCGCUAAGUGGAUUCGAUUUGCAACAUGGCAAAUCACAACAUGGAUCCGGACAAGUUCCGGGGGACCAUGUCUGACAUGGCGUUUGGCACCGCUCUGCAGGCAGCUGCCAGGGACUACAAGAAGGAACUUCUGGCCCAAGGCAAGGGCGACAACUCCCUGAAAUUUGAUGAAGUGGACAUGGACGACUUGGAAGAUGACCCAGAACUAGAAAAGCUGCACGCUGACAGGAUAGCAGCUUUGAAGAGAGAGUCGGAGAAGCGGGCGUCCUUGCAGCAGAAAGGACAUGGCGAGUACAAAGAGAUUGAGGAAGCCGAGUUCCUGGCGGAGGUGACGGGAAGCGAGCGGGUAGUCUGUCACUUUUACCACCACGAAUUCGAAAGGUGCAAGAUUGUCGACAAGCAUCUGCGGCUGGUCGUUGGGAAGUACUUCGACACCAAGUUCAUCAAAGUCGAUGCAGAAAAGUGUCCGUUCUUCGUCACGAAGCUAGGCAUCAAGGUGCUGCCCUGCGUUAUACUGUUCAAAAACGGAGUUGCCAUCGAUCGCAUUGUCGGGUUCGAGGAGCUGGGGGGCGUCGACGACUUUGCGACCGUUCGAUUGGAACGAAGACUCGAAAGAGCAGGUGUCGUCGUUCCGAAGGUGGUGAAGUACGAUAGUGAUGAUGAGCAGGAGACGAAAAUACGGACGAGCAAGCAUGCACAGAAUAACGACUCUGAUUCGGACUAACCCUGCAUCACUGGGCAUGUAAAAUCUGAUUACCUGCUGCGAAUCCAUCUGGCCAUCACUGACAUGUCAGCAAUUCAACCAUGACAGAGCAGGAGAUCGAUCGGAUGUAUGACGAUUGCAGUCAUCAACUUGAG